AGACAUCGAAAACAGAUCCAAUAUUCGGCCUAACCAUCGGUCUGAAGUGACGCCGGAAAAUCGAUGACGUCUACGUAAGCAACGCCGUGGCGCUGAAGAGGACGUCGGAUCGGAAAACUAAACAGCCAUUCAGUUUCGUUGUGGCACCUGGCCCGACAAUGCCUCAGACUAAGGGGCUUCAAUUUUUUCUCCUAGUGACAAUUUUGAGCCACGCAACUGGUACUGAUCUCUUCAGCAAUUCUUUUCUGGUCAGGUUCAAGAGGGAUGUCGACAAAGAGGAGGCUCACAAGAUCGCCCUGAGCCACGGUUUCGUCAGUAUGGGCCCGGUCUUGAGUUCGACCAGAGAAUUCCACUUCGUGAACCACGCAGUUCCUCUAGCUAGAAAAAGACGAAGUAUCCUUCACACAAGGAGGCUGAAGGUGGAUCCUCUGGUACACACAGCCAUUCAACAGCCAGGUUUCUUGAGGGUAAAAAGAGGAUACAAUUCAUUGAGAGUGGAAAAUCUGGUUAAACAUAUGCGACCGCAUAAAGAUCCUACAGAUCCGUACUUUCCACUUCAGUGGUAUUUGAAAAACACAGGACAAAAUGGGGGGAAGACAAAAUUAGACUUGAACGUUGAAGCAGCUUGGGCCCAAGGAUUCACAGGGAAAAACAUCACAACAGCCAUUAUGGAUGAUGGAGUUGACUACAUGCAUCCAGAUUUGAAAUUCAACUAUAAUUCAAAAGCCAGUUAUGACUUCAGUAGUAAUGAUCCGUUUCCAUAUCCGAGAUACACAGAUGAUUGGUUCAAUAGCCAUGGAACCAGAUGUGCUGGUGAAGUUGCUGCAGCUCGUGACAACGGCAUAUGUGGAGUUGGAGUAGCUUAUGACUCAAAAAUAGCAGGCAUUCGAAUGCUUGACCAACCCUACAUGACUGAUUUAAUAGAAGCCAAUUCUAUGGGUCAUGAACCAAACCUAAUUGACAUUUAUAGCGCAUCAUGGGGACCCACAGAUGAUGGUAAAACAGUAGAUGGUCCAAGGAAUGCUACAAUGAGAGCGAUAGUUAAAGGAGUAAACGAGGGUCGUAAUGGUCUAGGAAACAUAUAUGUAUGGGCCAGUGGUGAUGGAGGUUCAGAUGACGACUGUAACUGCGAUGGAUACGCUGCCAGUAUGUGGACAAUAAGUAUCAAUAGUGCUAUAAAUGAUGGUCAAAAUGCUCAUUACGAUGAGAGUUGUUCUUCUACUCUUGCGUCAACUUUCAGUAAUGGCGCUAAAGAUCCUAAUACUGGAGUUGCAACUACUGAUUUAUAUGGAAAAUGCACAACAACACAUUCUGGAACUUCGGCUGCAGCUCCAGAAGCUGCAGGCGUUUUUGCCUUAGCCUUGGAAGCAAACAAUGAACUUACUUGGAGGGAUAUGCAGCAUUUGACAGUACUGACUUCAAAAAGAAACUCUCUCUUCGAUGCUAAGAAUAGAUUUCAUUGGACCAUGAAUGGCGUUGGUCUUGAGUUCAAUCAUCUUUUCGGUUUUGGGGUAUUAGAUGCUGGUGCCAUAGUAGCCCUUGCUAAAAUCUGGAAGACUGUACCACCUAGAUAUCACUGUGACGCUGGGACAAUUCAGAGUGUACAUCGCAUUCCCUCAAGAAAAUCAGUAAUUUUGAAGAUAAAAACUGAUGCUUGCAAGGGACAAAGCACAGAAGUUAGAUACUUGGAGCAUGUGCAAGCUGUGGCCACGAUCAAUGCAACCAGAAGAGGAGACCUGGAACUCUUCCUGACAUCACCGAUGGGAACAAGAUCCAUGAUUCUGAGUAAAAGAAUCAACGAUGAUGACUCCAAAGAUGGAUUCACUAAAUGGCCAUUCAUGACUACACAUACCUGGGGGGAGUAUCCUGAGGGUACUUGGACACUUGAGAUAAAAUUCAAUUCGGACAUACCACAAGUUGGAUUCAUCAAGGAAUGGAGUCUGAUGUUGCACGGGACAAAAGAACCUCCCUACACUGAACUUUCAGUCUUAGAUCCUCACUCUAAGUUGGCAAUCGUGAAAAAAGCACAUGAGAGUCAGUUGAAGAUGUGAACAAAUGUGUUCUUUCAGUCUCCAAACGUAUUUUUUUAGAUCCUUCUAUGUAUCUUUUGGUUUGUUGAUAUUUUUGAAGAGUUGGAAUAAAAAAUAUAUCUCGAAGGGUUGCUAACUGUAGCAACCCUUUAUUUGCACAACAAUAUUUCGAAAUAAAACUUUAUUUAUAUAUUUUUCUAAUUUGGAUUCGAGUGAGAUAUUAAAUUAUUUCAAUUUCGCCUUGAACAAUAUUAUUUCAAAGAAAACAAAAAUGGGCAUUUUGAGGUAAACUAUAGUUCCUAUUAAUUAAUAGAUAAUAUGAAUUUCUUUCACAAAGUAGAGAAAUUAUGAAAUGUAGGUAUUUAUUCAAAUAAAGAUUCCUCAAAAUAAAGGAUUGAGAUAUGUCCUCAGAAUAUUCUAUUUCAAAUUGCCACAAAAAAUAUGAAUCACAAUAAACAAUGUUAAUCGAGAUAAUUUUACUUUAUCUAUUACAUAUAUUAUACAUGAAAAUUUUUUUACUAAUUUCAGAAGAUGAAUUCUUGUUUCAUAACAUAUAACUUGGCUAUGUAUAGAGUAGAUUAUUACCACUAACACUCCAAGACUCAGACUUAAUUUGAAUACUCUGCUAAUUAAUUUUUGGAUAAUGAAAAGCCAAUAAGAGAAAAAACGUGUGUAUGAUUUUUCAAUCAUAAAUGUGUAUAAACACAAUUUGAAUUUUAAAUCUAUAGUCUUAUAAGAAUAUAUUGAUAGUCAGGACAAGAGCACAUUCUUUUAAAACGGGUAAUUUUACAUUCAAUUGUAGCCAACUCUUCAAAAUCAACUUUAAAUAUAUCAUUGUUACUUUUUGUCCCUUUUAUCAAAAUGGAGAAAUAUGCUCUAAUUAGGUAAUAUGUUAUUUUGUUUCUUAUAGGAAUAGAACAAAUUGAAUGUGGUGAUAAUAUAUUGAGAAAAGUAAAAUAGUUUUAAAGUAUAGAAUUUCAGGGUUUCCUACUUUAGUCUCAAAACAUAUUGCAUAUUUCCAUUUAUUUUCAAACGUUUCACUUGACGCAAGGACCAUGUUUUAUGUUUUUUGGACGUGAGAACCAGAACAUUAACUAAACUCUCUGCCUAAAAGUAUAAAAAAAAUCGUCGACAAGGAAUUGUCAGAAACUGAAUAAUUAUGUAUCGAAAUAUACCUACAUCAAAAAGUCAAAUGAUUUAUUUUUAUAUUUUGUUAUUGUAUUCCACCUACAACUUGAAAUACUGGCAACUAGUUUAUAGAGUCAUUUAUCAUUUUUAACAGCCCUCAAAUAGAUCCAGCCGGUUUAGAUCUUUAAUAAUUUUUAAAUCUGCAUUGGCGAAACUUUGUCGAGUCUAGAGAUGUCACUCUGAAUCAUUUUGAGUAUUCGCUUGUUAUAUUUACCUAUAUUCUCUAAAAAUUAAUGGUUGAAGGAACUUCCAAAGGUUCCAAUAUAUCAUCCUAAAUUGUAUAAUAAACAAAAAUUAUGGAUCUAGAACAAAUUCGAAGAAGAUAAAUAAAAUAUGUUUUGUUAUAAAUAUAUAUGUAAAUGUUACCAGCAUAACCUGUCCGAACCUCUAGUUUUAUGUUUUUAUAUGUACCUAUAACUAAAGACGAUAAGUAUAACGAGUUCAAAUGAAUAAAAUGUAGUGGAUCUGUAUCUUUUUAUCCACAAAAUAUAAUUUGUAUAUGUAUGGUAAAAGAUCAGAGUAAAUAUUCCUCGUGGAUUAUUUCAAAUGAAUAAAUAUAUGAAUUGUGACAAAUAUUAUUGUACAGAUGGAAAUUGAUAUAUUUGAAGAAUGCAGUUAUUUAUUUUUGCUUUAAAUGAUUUAAUAUUGUAAAUAAAACUUGAAAACCCA
Harmonia axyridis is the source of this 3887-nucleotide messenger RNA. It is a transcript of the gene amon, whose product is annotated as neuroendocrine convertase 2. NCBI's taxonomy places the organism in Eukaryota, Metazoa, Arthropoda, Insecta, Coleoptera, Coccinellidae. Gene Ontology annotation, biological process: protein processing. The record is from RefSeq and is a predicted model, not a curated record. Bases 159 to 2051 code for a protein of 630 amino acids. The transcript has 13 exons. Gene Ontology annotation, molecular function: serine-type endopeptidase activity. Gene Ontology annotation, cellular component: Golgi membrane; trans-Golgi network.